AUGUCUGUUUUGCUGGAGACAUCGGCGGGUGACAUCACAAUUGACCUGUUCGUGCAGGACGCGCCCUUGUGCUGCGAAAACUUCUUGAAGCUCUGCAAGGUCAAAUACUACAACUACUCGCCCAUCUACAAUGUGCAGUCCAACUUUUCCUUCCAGACCGGCGACCCCAUAGGACCCGAAUCCAAAGAUAGCGAUGGCGGGGUGUCGGCGUGGAGUCUUCCAGACGGUACCACCAAGCGAGCGACACGUCCCGAAAAGGCGACGUUCAAGCCCGAAUUCUCCAGAAAGAGGAAGCAUGGUGAGCGUGGCACGGUCAGCAUGGCCACGACCGCCUCAAAACUGAAUCCGGAUGAACGAAUUGCAAGCAGUCAAUUCAUCAUCACUUUGGGCGAGAACCUGGAGCUGCUUGAUGGCAAGGCGGCAGUGUUUGGCGAGGUCGUGGAAGGUUUUGAUGCCCUGGAGAAAAUCAACUCGGCUUUUGUGGACAGCAGCGGGAGACCUCUGCAAGACAUUCGGAUCCUGCACACAGUCGUGCUCGAUGAUCCCUACGAUGACCCCGCUGGUCUGAUCGAGCCUCCGGGCAGCCCUGUUCCCUCGGCUGAGCAACGAGCSACAGUGCGCAUUGCACAUGAUGAAGUCUUGAAAGAAAACACAGACCCCGAGGAAAUGGAGAAGAUACGGAGAGAACGCGAAGCUCGUGCUCAAGCUCUGACCUUGGAAUUAAUCGGAGAUCUGCCAUUCGCGGACGUCACACCUCCCGAGCAGAUUCUGUUCGUCUGCAAGCUGAAUCCCGUGACUCGCGAUGAAGAUUUGGAGCUCAUAUUCUCACGCUUUGGCAAGAUCCUAUCGUGCGAAGUGAUUCGAGAUAAAAAGUCAGGUGACAGCCUCCAGUAUGCCUUCAUCGAGUUUGCGAACAAGGAGGAUUGUGAGCGCGCCUACUUCAAAAUGCAAGGCGUUCUCAUCGACGACCAUCGCAUACAUGUGGAUUUCUCUCAGAGUGUGUCAAAGCUCUCUGCAGAUUGGCGCAACAACACCAGUUCCAAAACGGCAAGAUCGCGUGGUGGUUUUGGUGGAAUCGACAGUUUGCAACAAAGGAAGCAAUACCGUUCGGACGAUCGAGGAGGUCGAGACCGCGGCUCGAACAGACACUACGACUACGUCUUUGACAAAGACGGCAAGCCUCGCGAUCGGGAGUCUGCCGGGGAGGGAACUGGUGCAAGGGAUCCGCCCAGAGCUCGGUCACGGAGCCGUAGCCCGAAACAUCGCGAACAGUACAGUGAUCAUCGGAGGAGAGACGACAGAAAGGACGAUCGGAGAGACCGGAGAGACGAUCGACGCCGCGAGGAUAGACAUCGCGACGGGCGAGAUGGUCGAUCUGGCAGAUACUGA
This is a messenger RNA of Ramularia collo-cygni, 1389 nucleotides long. RefSeq names its product probable Peptidyl-prolyl cis-trans isomerase-like 4. NCBI's taxonomy places the organism in Eukaryota, Fungi, Ascomycota, Dothideomycetes, Mycosphaerellales, Mycosphaerellaceae. Gene Ontology annotation, biological process: protein peptidyl-prolyl isomerization. The record is from RefSeq and is a predicted model, not a curated record. Gene Ontology annotation, cellular component: nucleus. The transcript has 2 exons. Gene Ontology annotation, molecular function: RNA binding; peptidyl-prolyl cis-trans isomerase activity. Bases 1 to 1389 code for a protein of 462 amino acids.